CCUCUGCUAGCAAACCAUCCAGAUUUCCUCUUUGGCACAACACAAGGCAGCAACAACUAGCUAGAGCUACUCAAAGGCUCCAUCACAUUUCAAAGUCCUCUUUAAACUUCAAAGCAAAGCAGGCUUAGAGAUCCGUGCAAGCACACACAUAACCCAUUAGAAGAACUUAUUUAGAAGGCAGAUGGAUCGCGUGAUGAAGCUGGCGUCGGAGAGAGCGGUGGUGAUCUUCACCCUGAGCUCCUGCUGCAUGUGCCACACCGUGGCGCGGCUCUUCUGCGACCUGGGUGUCAAUGCACUGGUGCACGAGCUAGACCAAGACCCCAGGGGAAAGGAGAUGGAGAGAGCUCUCCUCAAGAUGCUCGGAAAAGGCCCGUCUGUUCCAGUGGUGUUCAUCGGCGGGAAGCUUGUCGGCGGGACAAACAGGGUCAUGUCCAUGCAUCUCAGCGGCGAGCUAGUCCCAAUGCUGAGGAAUGCAGGUGCCCUCUGGCUAUAGAGGAAUGCAGGUGCCACUUGGGAAAAUAAAAUUUUGUCGAAGAGUGUGAACUGUGAAGUACGUAUAUGUAUUUUCUUAGAAUAACCUAACUAAUGGCCUAGUUAGCGUCGAUCGAACAGGUUUUUUCAAUCCUGUUCCGGCAAUAGCAAGGCUUAUAGCUCGCUAGGAGCGAGUUUUACGUACGGGUGAUGUUCGUGUUGUAAUCCCAGUGCUAUUUGUGCACUCAGGUGUACAAUCAUCGUUUUCAAAGAGCUAGUUGAUAAAUAUAAACAGUUCAUUAUCAAA
Molecule: messenger RNA, 778 nt
Organism: Triticum urartu
Lineage: Eukaryota; Viridiplantae; Streptophyta; Magnoliopsida; Poales; Poaceae
Product: putative glutaredoxin-C14
Source: RefSeq, a predicted model, not a curated record